Molecule: messenger RNA, 267 nt
Organism: Prunus armeniaca (apricot)
Lineage: Eukaryota; Viridiplantae; Streptophyta; Magnoliopsida; Rosales; Rosaceae
Source: the annotation of a GenBank genome assembly
AUGACCCUAAACCCUCAGCCAUGCAAGCUUAACCCCACGAGGAGGACAAGGAAAAUGGCCAGCAGUGUGAAGGCCGAAGGUUGCAAAAAGGAGGAGCUGUCAUUUAGCUCUUGCAAUAAUUGCAAGGGAUUUAGCAUCUUCAGAGAAGGUGAUGCUGUUGUUGCCGUCGUUGAGGAGGUGAAGAAGAACAACCAUGUAGUAAGAAAGUUGGUGAAGCGUCAACAGAUUUGCACCCUUCACCAACCAGAACAAUUAGAAAUGUGUUAG